UCGGCAUGGCCGGCAGAGAAGGCGGCGGCGGGUGUGCUGGAUGCGCGUUGCGCGCAGCGGAGGUGCAUGUGUGUGUCGUGUGUGGCCAAGUGCAUUGUGGACCGCGGGAACAGGUCUUGGUGCAUAUGCUUGGUGCCCACUCCUUGGUCAUCAACGAUGUCCACAAAAUCUCCAACCUGCCAGAGUAUUUGAGCUACUAUCGGAAGGCGUACUUGCAGCAGGAGCAGCAAGCCUCAACGGCGCCUUUGGCUGCCAUGUGCUCUGUUCUGCAGCGUUCCGAAGCAGAAACGGCGAAACAACAGUCAACCGGCACACAGCCCUCAGCAACAGCAACAACAGCAGCAGCAACAGCUCCCUCAGACGACCCCAUCCACGCUUCAGAAGACAAGUUGUACAUGCUCGGGGGAUCUGCUGCUGACAUCCGGCUACGCAAGCUCUUCAACGACAAGCGGCUUAAACAAGUCCUGGAGUGCAAGCGGCUUGAACGCAGCCAGCCGUUCUCUCGGCGCUGCUUCUUCUGCAAGGACGCUGAUCCCAUCGAUGGCGUUCGCCCCUUUCUCGACCACUUGUUUUCCCGCCACCAUUUCAACAUCGGAUUGCCAGACAACAUUGUUCACAUCCACCAGCUGCUCGACAAAAUUGAGGCACGCGUGUGCGAGCGCAUCUGCCCGUAUUGCUGCAAGCGGUUUGACGACUGGCCAAAGUUCAAGGCGCAUCUCCGCAAGAAGAGGCAUUACAAGCUCAACCCAAACGACCACACCUUUGACGAGCACUACAUCAUCACUUACACGGAUCCCGGGACGCCGUGGCAGACAAUUGUUGACGACGAUGGUGAUGGAGGCGGCACAUCCGACGGCGCCCAGUCGAGUGACGGCGGUAACAGUAGCAGCGGUGGUGGCAGUCGCAGGGGCAGUGGGCGAAGAAAAAGACAGCACAAGACGCAGCGAGGCAGAGGCAAAUCGCACCAGCACGCGACGCCGUCGUCAUCGUCGUCAUCACCGGCUGCUCGUGUCCCGCACCAACACCAUAAGCAGCACCAGGGGCACACGGAUGAUGAUGAGGUGAUGCAGAGGGAGCGUGUGGGAAAGAGCGGACAGCACUCCAAGCAGAAACGCAGGCAACGCCACCAGCACCAGCACCAGCACCAGCAUCAUGAUGGCAGUGGUGGUGAGACGGAAAGCGGGGCGGAGACUGGUUCACACACGGACACAUGCGCACCACCACGGAGCGAGCAGCGAGACGAGGGUGCUUGGCGGCGCACACCAGCCACAACCAGCACGCUUGCUACAACCAGCACAACCGCGACAAGCACAACGGCCACUGCACCAGCUACAGAUUGUGCAGCUUGUACAGCGGCAGUAGGGGAGCCGACACAGGCAGGGAGCAUUGGCGACGCGGAUGCAGCUCUGGCAUCAGUCGCGGCUGCCAGAGCACCUGCGCAGACAUCAGCACCACGCGGUGACACUGGUGCCGUGACGCGAAAGGGAAUGGAAAUGGAAGGAAAAGGGCGUGGCGAGCGCGGGCAGCGGCAGCGAUGGGGGCACGGUCGCGAGCGAGGUGCUGUGAAUAGCAGCAGUUGGCGCGGGCACGGGGGAUCCGCGCACCGCCGCAUUCAGCGCCGUGGUGGUGCUGACGACGAUGAUGACAAUGGUGGUGAUGAUGAAGGGGAGUGGCGCACGUGGCUGGAGAGCGAGAAGGCGCCCACAUCGUGCCUGUUCUGCUCAACCGUGUGCAUGCACCCGGACCACGUGCUGCGACACAUGCGCCAGGUGCACGGGUGCGACCUGCUUGCUGUCAUGGCAAAGCAUCGCCUUGACUUCUACAGCAGGGUGAAGCUGGUCAACUUUCUCCGCAGUGCGCGGCCCGUACUCGCCCCGCACGAGCUCACACGCGUCUUGGCAGAGCGCUCCUUCCUCGCUGAUAAGUAUCUUCAGCCGGAGGAGCCUGGCGACCAUCUCCUCACCCGUCUCAUCGGUGACGACGACGACCACAAGUGAUCCAGCAGCGCUCGCAGGCUGGCUGGGCCUCUGUGUGUGUGUGUGUGUGGGGGGGGGUGUCUUUGUACGUCUUUGUAUGUCUUUGUAUGUCUGUGUAUGUGUGUCUGCCUGCCUGCCUGUCCAACGACUUUCAUGACUAACUAUGGUAGGUCUGAGUUGAGCCAUCCACCCGUCCUCAUUUGGUUGUAGUGUGUCAUGGUUUAGUGUAACCGAUUACUGUGUGUGUUUGCGUGUAUGUGUGUGUGUGUAUUUGUGCAUUUGUGCAUUUGUGUGUGUGUGUGUGCAAGCGCCAAUAAUAAACCGUGUGUAUGGGACAGCAACACA
This is a messenger RNA of Salpingoeca rosetta, 2321 nucleotides long. RefSeq lists its product as uncharacterized. The coding region runs from base 6 to 1997 and encodes 663 amino acids. The record is from RefSeq and is a predicted model, not a curated record. The transcript has 8 exons. NCBI's taxonomy places the organism in Eukaryota, Choanoflagellata, Craspedida, Salpingoecidae.